ACAGGUGACUCUGGUAAACAAGGUGGUGGUGUCGUUGCGGCGACGUAGGAACAACGCUAGAGUACUCCGGAUCUGAGUGAGCCUAUCAGUGCCUGUCCUGUGUCUUUUUGAGGAAGACUGGUCACCUACCGCGCUUGUGAUACCCACACAGGAAUACCCCAGGGCUUAUAAGAAUCUAUAGGUCUUCGCGGCCCUAACAAAAACAACGCUAGGGUAUCUGCGAUCGGCUUAGCUGUGUGUUUGCGGGGCACCAAAGACUAAGGCAUCACGGCCUGUACAUCCCAAGAGUCGGCGAAGUAACAAACCUUUUUUUAAUACAUCGGGACAACUUUUAGGCAGAGUAGAGGGCUUUCAAGACGUCAAAAUGUCCAGUAAACCACAAAAGAUGCCCAAGGUGGCUAAGGUCAAGGACAAAUCUCCAGCUGAGCUGCAGAUUACAGCUGAACAGCUGCUGCGUGAAGCUAAGGAACGAGAGUUAGAGAUUGUGCCACCACCACCACGGCAGAAAAUAUCUGACCCAGAGGAACUUCAGGAAUACCGACUCAAGAAGCGUCGUGCCUUUGAAGACAACAUACGCAAGAACCGUGGCAACAUAUCAAACUGGAUUAAAUAUGCUAAGUGGGAGGAGGAACAGCAGGAGAUACGUCGUGCUCGGUCAGUGUAUGAGCGAGCUUUGGAUGUGGACCAUCGUAACAUUACUUUGUGGCUUAAGUAUGCCGAGAUGGAGAUGCGGAGUCGCCAAGUGAAUCAUUCCCGCAAUGUGUGGGAUCGGGCAGUCACAAUCCUGCCACGGGCCAACCAGUUCUGGUACAAGUACACUUACAUGGAGGAAAUGCUCAAGAACACUGCAGGUGCCAGGCAGGUGUUUGAACGUUGGAUGGAGUGGGAACCAGAUGAGCAAGCAUGGCUCACAUACAUCAAGUUUGAGAUGCGGUACAAGGAGCUAGACCGUGCAAGACAAAUCUAUGAGCGCUUUGUCCUAGUACACCCAGAACCCAAGAACUGGAUACGUUAUGCACGUUUUGAAGAAACUCACGGCUACAUCCAGGGUGCACGUCGUGUCUUAGAACGUGCUGUGCAGUUCUUUGGAGAUGAACACUUUGAUGAAGGUCUGUAUAUUGCCUUUGCCAAGUUUGAGGAGGGUCAGAGGGAACACGAGCGAGCAAGAGCAGUGUACCGCUAUGCCCUGGAUCACAUGCCCCGUGAACGCUGUCUAGUGCUCUAUAAUGAAUACACAAGGCACGAGAAGAAGCAUGGCGACCGUUCCUCCAUUGAUGCUGUCAUCACCAGCAAGCGAAAGUUUCAAUAUGAGGAAGCAGUGAAAGCCAACCCUCAUGACUAUGAUGCCUGGUUUGACUAUGUCCGCAUGCUGGAGGCUGAUGGUGAUGCAGAUCUAGUAAGGGAGGUUUAUGAGCGUGCCAUUGCCUGUGUUCCACCAAUCAAGGAGAAGAGACAUUGGCGCCGAUACAUUUACUUGUGGAUCUACUAUGCAGUUUAUGAGGAGCUUUGUACCAAGGACAUAGAACGUGCCCGCCAGGUGUAUCAAAUGUGCCUUCGUCUAAUUCCCCACAAAGUGUUCACAUUUGCUGAGCUCUGGCUGCUCUACAGCAAAUUUGAGAUCAGGCAAAAGGAUCUUUUUGCAGCCAGGAAAGCUCUGGGUCAAGCAAUUGGCAUGUGCCCAAAACACAAGCUGUUCAGAGGCUACAUCGACUUAGAGAUCAAGCUUCGUGAGUUUGAUCGGUGUCGGAAGCUGUAUGAGAAGUGGGCAGAGUUUGAUCCUGAAAACUGUAAGAUGUGGAUCCAGUUUGCCACGCUGGAGGCAAUGCUGAAUGACUCUGAGAGGGCACGAGGCAUCUAUGAGCUAGCCAUAUGUCAGCCACGGCUUGACAUGCCAGAGUACAUGUGGAAAUCCUACAUUGACUUUGAG
Molecule: messenger RNA, 1927 nt
Organism: Portunus trituberculatus (swimming crab)
Lineage: Eukaryota; Metazoa; Arthropoda; Malacostraca; Decapoda; Portunidae
Gene: crn
Product: crooked neck-like protein 1
Biological process (GO): mRNA splicing, via spliceosome; spliceosomal complex assembly
Cellular component (GO): post-mRNA release spliceosomal complex; Prp19 complex; U2-type catalytic step 2 spliceosome
Molecular function (GO): protein binding
Source: RefSeq, a predicted model, not a curated record